Messenger RNA from Caenorhabditis remanei, 678 nucleotides. RefSeq lists its product as uncharacterized. The coding region runs from base 1 to 678 and encodes 225 amino acids. NCBI's taxonomy places the organism in Eukaryota, Metazoa, Nematoda, Chromadorea, Rhabditida, Rhabditidae. The record is from RefSeq and is a predicted model, not a curated record. The transcript has 2 exons.
AUGGUCAUUUCCGUCAUCAUGUUGUUUGAGAAUCGAAGCAGUUUGAUUCAUAGAAACAAGUUUCGUUUCAAGUCAGAUACAACUAGAAUCCUAUGGAUAAUAGCAAACACAGUUGGAUGCGGUGGAACGUUUGCUCCAGUAUUCUUCAACUUGCCGGAACAAUUGGAAGCAAAAUUGUUAAUAUUGAAGGGAGUUCCCUGUCCUGCCAAAGAGUUUUUCACCGAGCCAAUUCAAGUCCUGACUACCGGAGGAUUCUGGAAUACUUACAUGACUGUUACGUGCACUUUCAUCUACAUAUUGCUAAUCUUCCAAUUAAUUUUCUUCACUUCCUGUUGUAUCUACUAUCUUUUUAUAUCAAAGACGUCACAAGUGUCCUCUCAAACACGUCGGAUUCAAAUCAGAGGGUUUUACGGGAUAGUCUUUCAAACAUUUAUUCCAAUUUUAUUGAUGAUGAUCCCUCUGACUAUUUUCGCCAACAAGAAAAAGGAUGGAAGUUAUGAUCAAGUGCAGAAUAAUGUGAUGAUUAUCACAGUUUGCAUCCAGAACGGGGCAACUAGUCUGUCCAUAGUAUUGGUACAUCAUCCAUAUCGGAAAUUCCUCAAGUCGAUUUUUUGGAGAUCUAAGAAAAAUGAGACUUCAGUGGUUCAUGUUACCAGUGAAGUAUGUACUAGAAGUUAA